Messenger RNA from Aspergillus oryzae RIB40, 954 nucleotides. RefSeq names its product ankyrin repeat domain-containing protein. Lineage: Eukaryota; Fungi; Ascomycota; Eurotiomycetes; Eurotiales; Aspergillaceae. Bases 1 to 954 code for a protein of 317 amino acids. The record is from RefSeq and is a predicted model, not a curated record. The transcript has 2 exons. Gene Ontology annotation, molecular function: protein binding.
AUGGCUACUCCCGCGGGUGUUCCACUAGAGCUUCUCUAUCAUAUAACAGAUUAUCUCCACCCCAAGGAUCUAAUAUCGUUAUUAUUCGCAUUUCCUGAAUUUGCAAAUCGGUUGACAUAUCGACGCCUAUCUGCGACCGAUAGACAUCAACGGACAGUUCUACACUUGCUCGCCGAUCCAGAAGUCGGACCUGAUGAGCCGGAGCUCAGGGACAUGAUAAUCACACAUCUCAUACAGUUUAGAGCCAUCCCCGUCAAUAUCCGCGACAUAUAUGGCUACACACCAUUGUGGAUAGCAGCUGAUCGAGGAAACGAAGAGAUGGUAAAGUUACUCCUCGAGACAAAAGACUUGGAACCGGAUAUACCGAGCCUAUCCGGGGUCCUUCCACUUGGACAAGCUGCUAGUCGUGAAAAUGAAGCCAUUGUAAAACAGCUAUUGGCACAUGGUGGUGUUAACCCCAUUCGUGAACAUAGCCCUAACGGCAAGCAGGUCGUAUUAGCUCCGCUUGCGACGGCAGCCAUGGCUGGGCGUGCGGCUAUGGUAAAGUUGAUGCUAGGGCACGUUCCCAGGGAGCAACUGGAACCUACCGCUGCAAUGGCUUUCAAAUACGCUGCGAACUUUAAGCAUAAGGAUGUUAUGGAAGUUAUAAUUAACAGUGUUGGGAAUGUGAAUUUUCAAAUCGAAAAGGGACAGAGCGUGCUGCUGUACACAUACUCCAGAUUCUACAGGGGUAUUGCGAAACAGCUGUUGACGAAGGAUGGUGUUGACGCAGGUUGUAAGGACAACAUUGGUAGAACUUUGCUGAGAAUUGCCGUGGAUCGUGAGGAUACUGAAAUGGUGAAGCUCCUCCUCGCUCGACGGGAUGUGGAGGUUGUUUUCAAGGGUAGCAACGGUUGGACAAACCUGGCAUUGUGUGCUAGCAAUGUAUAUCAUCCUAACAGUGGAGAAAGUUGA